This is a messenger RNA of Sparassis crispa, 354 nucleotides long. RefSeq lists its product as hypothetical. Gene Ontology annotation, molecular function: small GTPase binding; nuclear export signal receptor activity. Bases 1 to 354 code for a protein of 117 amino acids. The transcript is spliced from 2 exons. Gene Ontology annotation, cellular component: cytosol; nuclear envelope. Gene Ontology annotation, biological process: protein export from nucleus; protein import into nucleus. NCBI's taxonomy places the organism in Eukaryota, Fungi, Basidiomycota, Agaricomycetes, Polyporales, Sparassidaceae. The record is from RefSeq and is a predicted model, not a curated record.
AUGACCGGCUUCGGUCACGGUGGCGUGACUCUGAUGAGCGCUAUCGGCACAUGCCACCGUGCACGCGCACGGAAAGUCGCGUCCCAGUCGCGACCAACCUCAUCUCCGUCCAUCACCUCCAAUUCUUCUUCCGUCUUCAUCAUGUCUGAACUUCCGACACUCCUCCUUGCGUCCCUUAAUCCCGCAUCCCGGAAGCAGGCAGAGCAGAACCUUCAGUCCCUGAGCCUUCAGCCUGGCUUCCUUUCUGUUCUCCUUCGUCUCGUCCUCGAGCAGUCGCAAGACCGUGCAGCUCGUCUCGCAGGCAGUGUUUACCUCAAAAAUGUGGUUAAAAACAGAUGGGAUGAUCUCUCUUAG